UCAGUCUAGCAUGCCUCGCGUGGUCAAGUGCGGCGUGAAUCCUGAUGCAAAAUAUGUUGGCAGUCACGGAGGAAGGUGUUGGCAGUAAAGCCAUAGAGUAAUUUUUAUGUUACUCUAUAGAGUGGCGCUGCUGUCCGACGGUCCGACCGUCAUCCUUUAUCAUCCGCUAUCAAGGCUGCGUGGUUUGGUUUCGGUUGUCACUUAAUUUUGGCGAUUGAUACUUCAGACUCUUUACGAGUGACCCUCCUGCGUUUACUUGCUGUAGAGAACGCGCUGAAUCACAGAGUUUUAUUGAGGCUAGCCAGGUGCAGAAUGUCAGUUGCUCGCUAAGAUGGCGCUUGAACACUGUCUGGUCGAGUUCUUUGCUCUGCAAGCAAGGAGGGCUGGCAACGUGCUUACUGUAUCACGCAAUGAAACUAUCAAGAAUUACGAGAAGUGGACACCAAGCACACUGGUCAACUACAUGAACUGCAAGUACGAAGGCUCACUGGUACGUUUCUUCAGUGCCCACACAGACUGCUUCAUUUUCAUCAGCAAGAACAAGGUGCGUCUGCAGCCUCAUUUUGAUUCAGUGAGCCUACUGAUGAAUCCAAAGAACAUGGAUAUUGUCCAAUUCUUUCUGGACCUUCUACAGAAGAUAGGGGCUACAAAGGAGCGGCCGUGUUCAGCACACAUUCUGUCUAAGUAUGUAAAGUACAUGGACCAUGAUGCAAGAUUAUUCCUGCAUAAAAUGUAUGCCAACAGCCUCAACAUAUUUUUUACCCUUAACUUUCGCCAUUUUCAUGCAACAUCACCUGACAGAUGUUUUGUGUCUUUGAGACAGCCUGUUACAGCUUCAUACUGCGUUCCUGCGCACCUAAGGAAAUGUUUGCACAGAAGCAAUGCUUUCAACAGUGCAAGUGGGCUGAGCAUGGAACAGCUGCAGCACGAGGGAUCAGCAACUUGGCUUCCUGACCUCAGGCUGUACUUUAGUAAUGAAGCGAGAACUAAGCUCAAUGAUGUCCUGAACUCUUACCCAAACAUAUUCAAAUGGGAACCUUGCAAAAAAGUGUGGCUUCGCAAAAAGUAUGAUAAGUGGAAGGAUGCAUGGAGUGGCAUUGAGGAACUCUUACUCACUGUCCACUUCAUGGAACUGUUGAAAGACAUAGGUGCUAUGCAAUCAAACCCAAUAUGCUUCAACUACAUCCUCUGCUGCACAGAUUCUGUCCCUCAGGAGUGCUCAGCCUAUCUCACCACAGUUUUUCCAGGCAUUGACCUAAUCGAUUUGUUUCAUCUGCACCCCGACAAGUUUGACCUGUCUACCGUCAACUGUGUAUCACUGAAGUGUGGCAGUGAUGAGGUUGAAACGAAAAGAGGCCCAGAACUUCUGUCAGCCUACUACGCUGCCCAGCUGCUAAAGUAUGCCCCAGACCUGACACCUGAUAUCUUCAGUAUCUGUGCAAAGCAUGCUACUAAAGCAGUCAAGACCUAUUGUGCGUCUAGUGUUCCACACAGGCUUCACACAGUCCUUGAUUCUGGACGAGAGCUGCUCGCCAGUAAUACCAUUGAUUGCACAAAACCCAUCGACAUGAUCAAGUGCAUCUGUGGAACACCUGCUUCUAGAGCGACCAAGUGCAAUGUUUCACAAAAAUCCAAAACUUCAAGUUCAAAACUCCCUAUUUCUGUACCAGAAAAAGCUUGCACAAAGCUGCUUACCAAAGCAGAAGAAGCUCCCGUCUUGGCAAGUACCUCAAAAAUGGAGCCUAAUGUGCCAGAUAUGCAAACGCCGACAACAAGCUCACCAGUUUCUACUUGUGAUAGCCUAAUACUGCCAGAAACAGUGAAUCCACAGGACAGGUGGAUUAAACCAGAACAGAAGGAAAGGGCAGCUAUGCCUGGCACUUUAAUGAGGUCCCAUUCACUUGUAAUAUCCACAUCGUACAGUGCAAAUCACCAGUCACCUGGAGAAGACUACGUUCGAAAGCCUGUAUCUAUGAGAAGGUCAAAAUCUCUUGCAUGUUUGGAACUGAGCAACUCUGCUCAUCCAACUGCAUUGUUGGUAGCUAACAGUGCGCAAGCACAGAAAAAAUCAUCCAGUGCACAGCUUGAUGACAAUGCAACAGAGAUUUUAUGACAGUCAACUGCACUCGAGGCCAUCAAUAGCUCAGUAGAAUGCAGCAAACAAGAACUGAUUGUAAGGGCCAACGAGAAUGCUGAGACAACAAAUGUAGACAUUGACGAUUUCUCUGACUUGGACUAUGUGUACAGCAAGAUGGAGUCAGAGUUGUCAGAAUUUAUUAAGAAACGACUUCAAGCUAAUCCUACUCACUCUGAGAACUUCACAAGCCUGCAUGAAGCUGUGCAAAAAACUUUUGGAGCUGUGCGUAGUUACGAGAUCCACCUAGCUGUGCUCUACUGUGUGGGAACACUCAGUUUUGAUGGAAAGAAUGUACAUUACCACCCCAGUUAGCAAAGCAUUGCUUACUUAUGCUGGUCAGUGGGUAGCUUUUCAAGAUUACUCACAGUCAUUGAAAAGCAUUAAUUUAUUUUUAAAAAGCCAGGGCAACUCUUUUGUGAUUUUUGUGGUAUGAUAUUAAAAAGUGUGCUGUCAUUUCUUUUUGCUAAUAUAUUGGACAAAUGCAACGUGAAGGUUAAGUUUAGGAGGAGGAGAUAUUGACACUCGUUUACUUUUGUUGUUGUUGUUUUUUUUAUCUAGCACCGUGUGUACAGUGGUAGACAAACAAAGCAAGGCUUUUUUACAUAAUGCAGGAACCUGUUCACAGUUGCAGUGAAAAAAAAAAGGCACUAUAAAAAACAUCAUAUGUUUUCAUUUUUUUUAAAUACAGAGGUGCACAUUUUGGGGGGCUUUUGAUAUUGCUAGCCUUGGUGUGCAGGUCUUAGAAACACACUGGUUAGUGUGCAAAUAAAUAAACACAUUGAAGAGAUAA
This is a messenger RNA of Rhipicephalus microplus (southern cattle tick), 2927 nucleotides long. RefSeq lists its product as uncharacterized. Lineage: Eukaryota; Metazoa; Arthropoda; Arachnida; Ixodida; Ixodidae. The record is from RefSeq and is a predicted model, not a curated record.